Telopea speciosissima is the source of this 459-nucleotide messenger RNA. RefSeq lists its product as uncharacterized. Lineage: Eukaryota; Viridiplantae; Streptophyta; Magnoliopsida; Proteales; Proteaceae. The coding region runs from base 1 to 459 and encodes 152 amino acids. The record is from RefSeq and is a predicted model, not a curated record. The transcript has a single exon.
AUGCGAGUUCUCCAUUCAGCGAAGCUAUAUAUCAAUUUGAAGAAAUGUUCUUUCAUGCUGCCCAAGGUUCUUUUCCUUGGAUUCAUUGUCUCUUCCAAAGGCGUUAAAGCUGAUCCGAAGAAGGUUCAAAGCAUCAUCGAUUGGACAAUUCCAAAGACCAUCACUGAAGUUCGGAGUUUCCAUGGCUUGGCCUCUUUUUAUCGAUGCUUCAUCGAAGGAUUCAACACCAUCAUGGCUCCUAUAACAGAGUGUCUCGAAGGCAAAGGAAAAUUUGAAUGGACACCUACUGCUACUAAAGCCCUCACUCAAAUUAAGAAGUGUAUGACAGAGGCGCCUAUCCUACGACUUCCCAACUUUGACAUCAUCUUUGAGGUGUCUACUGAUGCUUCCCACGUUGGUAUUGGUGGCGUUCUUAUGCAAGUUGGACACCCAAUCGCAUUCUAUAGUGAGAAGCAAUGA